UGCGGCCGCGCGGGGGCGGGAGCCAGGUGGCCUCGGCGCGCCCGCCUCGCCCGGCACCGAGCAGGAAGUGGCUGCGUCGCGGCCCGGGCGCGGCUUCCUCGCGGGGCAGCCAGGCCGGGAGGCGGCCACGGCCCGAGCCCGAGCACCGGGAGCGAGACCAAAUGGCGGGCCCCGGGGACGCCGCCUCGGCCGCCCUGGACGAGCUGUCCCUGAACUUCACGUACUGGGUGCCGGGCGCCGGCAACGGCUCCCUGUCGGGCGCGUGGUACCGCAGGAACCAGAUUCACCUUUUGGGAGUUUUGCUGGCCAUUUUAGGAAACUUGAUAAUCAGCAUUUCCCUAAAUAUUCAGAAAUAUUCUCAUCUUCAGCUGGCCCAACAAGAGCACCCGAGGCCAUACUUCAAGAGCGUGCUGUGGUGGGCUGGAAUCCUACUGAUGGCCGUGGGAGAGACGGGGAACUUCGCAGCCUAUGGAUUUGCCCCCAUUACUCUCAUCGCCCCGUUAGGCUGCAUGUCUGUUACAGGUAGUGCCAUUAUUUCUGUUACAUUUCUGAAAGAAAAUUUGAGAGCCUCAGAUUUACUAGGUACGACAUUGGCAUUUGCAGGAACAUAUUUGUUGGUGAACUUUGCUCCAAAUAUAACUCAGGCCAUCUCGGCAAGAACAGUACAGUAUUACUUUGUUGGCUGGCAGUUCCUGAUCUAUGUGAUUUUAGAAAUAUUAAUUUUCUGCAGUCUUCUAUACUGCUAUAAAAGAAAAGGAAUGAAGCACAUAGUGAUUCUGCUAACCAUGGUGGCGCUUCUAGCCUCAUUGACUGUUAUUUCAGUAAAAGCCGUCUCAGGCAUGAUCACUUUUUCUGUGACGGAUAAAAUGCAACUAACUUAUCCCAUCUUCUAUAUCAUGUUUAUCAUCAUGAUAGCAUCUUGUGUUUUCCAAGUCAAGUUCCUGAAUCAAGCCACAAAACUCUACAAUACAACGAUGGUGGUGCCAGUUAACCAUAUUUUCUUUACAACCAGUGCCAUUAUUGCAGGUAUCAUAUUUUAUCAGGAAUUCCUUGGUGCCGCUUUUCUCACUGUAUUUAUAUAUCUUUUUGGGUGUUUUCUGUCAUUCCUUGGCGUGUUUUUGGUCACAAGAAAUCGAGAAAAGGAACAUCUGCAACAGUCUUAUAUUGAUUUUGGAAAUAUUCCUGGGAAACAAAUGUUGGACAAAAUACAACCAGACUCAAAUAGCUUAUCCUAUGGAACUUUGCCUGAUGGAAGCGACUCAACAAAGAGCCAAAGUGGAGAGAAGAAAGAGGUUUAAAAUGCCGAGAGGGAUGGCUGUUGGCCUGUUACUCGAUACCACCUCUUUAAAAAAUUGCACAUGUUCCAUUUGUGUCAGCAGCUAUUUUAUGCUGACAUGCGCUAGCGUUCCUCUCAGUCCUUCCCCCGCCACCUCAAUGUCUGUGGACAGUCAGGCCUUCCUAAGCUUUGACAGCCUGAUGCUGCCGUGGAAUGCAAUCUGAAGUGUGCCCACAGCCUGGACCUGUCCCUAGUGAUCAUUUCACCGGCUAGAUCUUAAUUAGAGCCCGGCCGCUCAAGCAGGAAUGUUGCACAAAAAUGUACAUUCGCCAUUUGGUCACAGAAUACAUAGGCUGCUUCUCCCACGUGCCUUGUGGUUGCGUGGCUUUAAAGAGACACUUUAGCCCCGCAGCCUCGUUCCCGAAAGAAAGGCUUGAGUUCAUUUUUUUCUAGGACAACUUUUAUGAACCUCCCCAUAAAAAUCUCACCUUUCUAGUCCUAAAUUAAAAUAGCAAGUCAUCUUUUCUGAAAACUUGUGCUAUUAAAACCCUCCUUCGAAAAUUAAGGGUUUCUUUAACAUUUAUAAAUGGCAUUUCUAUGAUGGUGUAUACCAAAACUAAAAGACGUGGCUGGUGGACUUGUUAACUGUAAGAAAGAGAAAAUUUAAGAAUUAGAACUGUGCUCACUUCAGUAGCACAUACGCUAAAAUUGAAACCAUGCAGAGAAAAUUAGCAUGGCCCCUGCACAAGGGUGACACAUAAAUUCAUGAAGCAUUUGGGGGAAAAAAGCAUUAAGACCAAUGUUUAUUUUUUAAUAAAAAUAUAGAAUAGUGA
Molecule: messenger RNA, 2109 nt
Organism: Lemur catta (Ring-tailed lemur)
Lineage: Eukaryota; Metazoa; Chordata; Mammalia; Primates; Lemuridae
Gene: NIPAL2
Product: NIPA like domain containing 2
Exons: 11
Coding region: 162-1298 (378 amino acids)
Biological process (GO): magnesium ion transport
Cellular component (GO): membrane
Molecular function (GO): magnesium ion transmembrane transporter activity
Source: RefSeq, a predicted model, not a curated record